AUGUUCCAGUUCGACUCCAGUCCAGCGCUCAUAGUGGUCGAUAUGCAGAACGGCUUCUGCCACAAGGAUGGCAGCUUCGCAAGGCUAGGAAUACCGACUGACCCAAGAACGAUUGUUCCUCGUAUCAAUGAGCUACUCUCAGAGUUUCGCGCUACUGGACUCCCUGUCUACUUCCUGAAGACAGGGUACAAGGCCGAUUACUCGGAUAGACGCGGUCGCGAUAGACAUGACCGACUCGAACAAUUCCAAGGUCUCUUACGGGGGUCUUGGGAUGCCGAUAUUCUAGAGGAACUCACGCCUGAGGCUGCCGACAAUGUCAUCAACAAGACAAGAAAUUCUUGCUUUUUUCGCACGUCGCUGGAGACCACACUGAGAGAGCGGGGAGUUGACCAUGUGGUUUUGACUGGGGUGGGAACCGAUGUAUGUGUAGAGACGACGGCAAGAGAUGCCUAUCAAUUGGACUUCGCCGUCACUACCAUAAGUGAUGCUACCUGGGCAUGCAAUGAGUCGGACCAUCUAGCCGCUCUGCACGCCCUGCGAAAUUUUGGUGGCACAGCGUCGACAUCGGACGUGAUCGAAGCCUUGGAGAAGUUACGAAACUCAGACCAUGUGUGA
Messenger RNA from Alternaria postmessia, 615 nucleotides. RefSeq lists its product as uncharacterized. The transcript has a single exon. The record is from RefSeq and is a predicted model, not a curated record. NCBI's taxonomy places the organism in Eukaryota, Fungi, Ascomycota, Dothideomycetes, Pleosporales, Pleosporaceae. The coding region runs from base 1 to 615 and encodes 204 amino acids.